Hippocampus zosterae (dwarf seahorse) is the source of this 4383-nucleotide messenger RNA. Its product is annotated as stromal interaction molecule 1-like. Gene Ontology annotation, cellular component: plasma membrane; endoplasmic reticulum. NCBI's taxonomy places the organism in Eukaryota, Metazoa, Chordata, Actinopteri, Syngnathiformes, Syngnathidae. Gene Ontology annotation, biological process: intracellular calcium ion homeostasis; activation of store-operated calcium channel activity; store-operated calcium entry. Gene Ontology annotation, molecular function: protein binding; calcium channel regulator activity; calcium ion binding. The record is from RefSeq and is a predicted model, not a curated record. The coding region runs from base 258 to 2603 and encodes 781 amino acids. The transcript has 14 exons.
GGAGGUGGCGUAAAUCGUAAAAGAAGAAGAAGGUCCACUUGUGUGUCCACAUUCUGCGUCUCUUUGGGUUCCGAGUCGGCGUAGUCACUCAGUUUCUCUGGGCUCCGCGUUGUGGGGAACGAGCCAAAGAGAGCGACACUUUCCAAGGUGGACCGCGUCCUCGCUUUCGUGCUUUUUGGAUGUCCGAAGCGAUGUUAAUCCAGCAGUGAAAUCACGUUGAACGCCGCUUCUUUAUUCAUGACACCAGAGGAGCAGACAUGGAGCUCAACAAAGUGGUGACCCUGUGGAUAUUUUGCUUGUGUCUCAUUAGAGGAAGCCGGACCGACAGGCCCGGUUCGCUCUCGGCGGAUACUGCUGAAAAUGCAAUAUCAGAUUUCUGUCGCAUCGACGAGCCGCUGUGCCGGGACGAGAACCCCAUGCUGAGCUUCGAGGCCAUCCGCAGCAUCCACAAGCAAAUGGACGACGACAAGAACGGCAACGUGGACGUCGCGGAGACGGACGGGUUCCUGAGGGAGGAUCUGAACUACCACGACCCCAAGGCCAAGCACAACAGCUUCCACGGGGACGACCAGUUCAUCAGCGUGGAGGAUCUGUGGAAUACCUGGAAGGGCUCGGAAGUGUACAACUGGACGGUGGACGAGGUGGUGCAAUGGCUCAUCACCUACGUGGAGCUGCCGCAGUACGAGGAGGCCUUCCGCAAGAUGAGCUUCAACGGCAGCGCCAUGCCCAGGCUGGCGGUGAAGAACGCCACGCUGACGCACGCCACCCUCAAGAUCCUGGACCGCAGCCACGUUCAAAAGCUGCAGCUGAAAUCUCUGGACACCGUGCUGUUCGGGGCGCCCCUCAUGAAUCGACACAACCACCUGAAAGACUUCAUGCUGGUGGUGUCCAUCGUCAUCGGAAUGGGCGGCUGCUGGUUUGCGUACAUCCAGAACCGCUACUCCAAGGAUCACAUGAAGAGGAUGAUGAAGGACCUGGAGGGCCUGCAGAAGGCCGAGCAGAGUCUGCACGACCUGCAACAAAAGCUGCAGAUCGCCCAGGAGGAGCACCGCUCGGUGGAGGUGGAGAAGGUCAACCUGGAGCAGAAGCUGCGGGACGAGAUCAGCACGGCCAAGCAGGAAGCCCAGCGGCUCCGGGAGCUGCGCGAGGGCACCGAGAACGAACUCAGUCGACAGAAGUACGCCGAAGAGGAGCUCGAGCAGGUGCGCAUGGCUCUGAAGAAAGCCGAGAAGGAGCUGGAGUCGCGGAGCACCUGGUGCCCUCCCGAAUCGCUUCAGAAGUGGCUGCAGCUCACCCACGAGGUGGAGGUCCAGUACUACAACAUCAAGAAGCAGAGCGCCGAGCGCCAGCUCCUGGUGGCCAAAGAGGGGGCAGAGAAGAUCAAGAAAAAGAGGAACACCCUCUUUGGGACUUUCCACGUGGCGCACAGCUCGUCCCUGGAUGACGUGGACCACAAAAUUUUGGCGGCAAAACAAGCGCUGGGCGAGGUGACGGCCGCCCUGCGCGAGCGCCUCCACCGCUGGCAGCAGAUCGAGCUGCUGACCGGCUUCACGGUGGUCAACAACCCGGGCCUGCCGUCGCUGGCGUCGGCCCUCAACCUGGACCCCGGCUUCGUGGGGGGGCGCGCCACGCCGCAGCACUUCCUCGUGUCCGACGACAUGGACGACCUGGACGAGGACAUCCUGCCCGCCGUGCUGCAAUAUGGCGCUCGGCUUUUGGAGCGGCGAGCCAGUGACCUGUGGUCCCGAGGCUCGGAUUGUCAGCCCAUGUGGAAAAAUCUUGCUCCCAGCAUGAUGUCCCUGCGCCAGCGCCACAUUGACCCCCACCUGGCUUUGAGCUCGCAGAGGUUGGUAGAGGGUUCCCCGUCUGAGGGCCAGCAGGGGGAGGGAGCCUCGCACCCAGGUCCCCCCCGUCCUCGGCCCGCCUUCCGAGAGUCCCGGAGCCAGUCUUUCGGGCACCUGGAGAGUCUGUGUCUGCCCCCGCUGUCCUCCGCCGUGUCCCACCCCGCCAUCAUCUGUAGCUCGGGCGCCGCUGCGCAUUCCUCCUCCGUCGCCGCUCAUUCCUCGCACCUUCAUCAGCCUUCUUUCCAGCCCAUGGACCCGAUUCCCGACCUCACUUUCUCCGACGACUCGGAAGCGCACUCGGCGCCUCGCGACAGCUUCGGGGACCUGAAUCGCUCCGACUCGGACUCGUCGCUGUCCCUGUCGGCGUUUUCCUCCAAAGGCCUCCUGAUGAAGCCCGUCUCGCUGCUGCACGGCUUGCCCAACGGCGGCGCCCGGCACCACGAGGGCGGCGCCGGCGCCGAGCACCUGCCCGACAGCCCCGUCCUCAUGCGGAGGGCGCAGCAGCAGCAGCAGCAGGAGUGGGCGGCGGCGUCGGGCGAGGCCCACAGCCCCGCCGAGUCCACCCGCUCGCUCAGUUCCACCGAGCCGGAUACCCCCUCGCCCACCUGGGCCAAGGGCGCCGGCGCCACCCGCAUCCCGCAGCUGGCGGCCAAGAAGAGCCCGCUGGAGGAGGACAGCGGCUCCACGGGGGAGGAUACGGAUUCCGCGGCCGCACGCAAGAAACACACCUUCAAGAUCUUCAAGAAGCAGAAGAAAUAAGCCCCCCCACACCACCACCCUUUUUUCCCCCCUGUGUGUCUUUUAAUUUUCCUGCGCUGCUUGUUCCAACCUUCUGGACUGUGGGAGCAAGCAGGCGCUUCUCGUACUCACAAAAAAGUUUGCCUUCUGCGGCUGUUGGCUGAAAUUCUUUCUAAAAAAAACAUGGAAUGAGCACUUUAAAUAUCCAUUAGGCAAAAAUACCCCCCGCCCACAAAAAAAAAAAUGGUGGAUAUUUUUAAGUGAAACUUGUCUGCCAAUCAUAGAAGGGGCUUCCCUGAGAGGGCUGAGGAAUAACCACCUCAAAUUUGAGGGGUCUUUUUCCGAACGCAGUGACCGAAGGCGAUGGCACCAAAAAAAAAUAAACAACAAAAAAACAACCCAACAUUCCUCCUAAAGGCCAUUUUUUGCCACCAAAAAAAGUGCAAUUUCUACACAAGGCUUUAGCUGAUUUGAAGAAUGGUUGCCGCGUUGUAUUUGGUUUCAAGUGACCUUUCCUACCAAGCUUUUCAUUUUGGGGCAAAUCCCGUCACGUCGUGUGCGUCGAUCCAGAAAUGUCAGCCGACAGCCGCGUAUUUCCGACUUGCCGUGAGUCGUGCGAGUGUGCAUUUGUGUGUGUUUUGGGGGGUGAUGCAUUGUCAGUUAUUUAUUCUAUGCCACUCUCAAAGGGAAACAACCAUUUUUUUCCCCCCGUGCAUGUAUUUGGUUUGAGUGCUGACAAUUCCCCCGCCCCUCCCCUCAUUUUAUCAUAGACUCAUCGAUGACUCAAAAGGGGACAUCGAGUGCGAGCGAUACUUUUUGGGGGAUUUUUUGUGGCCUUGUAACCCAGACAAAACGACCCUGCGCUAUUGAAAGUGGGUCUGCCAGCGGUUCUUUAUUUUCUGUGCAUGGCUCUCAUUUGAAGCAACUAUUUAUUUGAACAGACGCCUUGUGUCCUAAGGAGAAAAAAAAAUGUUACCAAAAAGAAACAGUCGUAACGUUUGAGGUCCUCAAACACAAAAAUAUUUUUUUGAGCUUCCUGGGAACAUUUGUAAGCGGACAGAUAAUGCUAAAUCUCAACAUUUGUUUUUUUUGUCUCCACGAUCGGGCACGGCAACAGAGUUUGAGAGUUAUUUUGAAGCUUCACCGUGAAAAAGUGGAUGCGAGGGGCCAUUCGUUGUGGCUUGCAGCUUUAAUUUCUCAAUUUUUUUGGGGGGUGUCGUUAUAUGGUGUGUAGUAGAUCACGGAUGUGUCGUGGGUGCUGGAAAAGGGCUAAAAAAAAAAACCCCACCCCACCCCAAUCCUGAAGCAGAAAGACCAAGGUCCUCACAUCAAAGUGCCAAAUCGCCGUUUGCUGGCCAGCAUGAUGUUCGCUCGGAGCGUGUUCCGCAAGCAACGAAUCUUUUGUCUCGUAUUGUUUACAUUUGUCAAGGGGUCUCGCGGAACUAUGCAUCUGUACUUUCAGCUUUUUAUCAACCAAACAAACAUAAAAGGCAGUCGGCUGAAUUGUCAAGAUGUGGUUUGGUGACAAUUUUACCAAUGGCUGCUUUUGCGUUCUUGGCAAAUUUGCUCCAUGUUUUUACACGCCAGCUGUACUGAAUGUUUUUGUUGAUGCAUGGCAAAAGUGCUGCCCCUGCCCAGCCCACCAAUCGCCCUGUUCGAACUUCUGACCUUUCAACUUUUUAGCUUCUAUUUAUGACAUCCCCACCGUAUAUUUGUACAGAGACAACUUUUUUUGCAUCUUCUGUGAUGGUCUUUUAUGGCACUCUUGCAUGAAAGCAAUAAAACUAUUUUAAACAAAGAA